Molecule: messenger RNA, 850 nt
Organism: Corylus avellana
Lineage: Eukaryota; Viridiplantae; Streptophyta; Magnoliopsida; Fagales; Betulaceae
Product: coatomer subunit zeta-1
Biological process (GO): retrograde vesicle-mediated transport, Golgi to endoplasmic reticulum; intracellular protein transport; intra-Golgi vesicle-mediated transport
Cellular component (GO): COPI vesicle coat
Source: RefSeq, a predicted model, not a curated record
UAUAAAUAUCCACUCGCCCUUGAAGCCUGUAGGAUCGGACGCUUCUCGGGCGCGAGUCCGAAAACUUUCUCGGAAAAUUUCGCCAAACAACAUGGAGUCAUGCCCUUCGAUAAAAAACAUCCUCCUUUUGGAUUCUGAAGGGAAACGUGUGGCUGUCAAGUAUUACUCAGAUGACUGGCCUACAAAUAGUGCAAAGGAAACAUUUGAGAAAGCUGUAUUUACCAAGACUCAAAAGACAAAUGCACGGACAGAAGCGGAAGUAGCAAUGUUUGAGAGCAACAUCGUUGUUUACAAGUUUGUUCAAGACCUUCACUUUUUUGUUACUGGCGGUGAAGAUGAAAACGAGCUCAUUUUAGCCACUGUUCUUCAGGGAUUUUUCGAUGCUGUUGGCCUUCUUCUUAGAGGUAAUGUGGAGAAGAGAGAGGCACUGGAGAACUUGGAUCUCAUUCUAUUAUGCCUCGAUGAAAUUGUUGACGGCGGUAUUGUUCUCGAGACAGAUGCAAAUGUUAUAGCGGGGAAGGUUGCAAGUAAUAGUAUAGAUGCUGGAGCUUCUUUGUCUGAGCAGACAAUAAGCCAAGCAUUGGCCACUGCACGGGAGCAUCUAACAAGAUCCCUUCUUAAAUGAUGUGCAUAUGCGGGACAAAAGUAGAGGAGGAAGGAGUGAAUGUCUUUUUUGUGUUUUCCAGUAUACUUGGCGAGCUAGUUUAUAAGCAUCAAAUUUACCUAAAAUCUUGCAUCCUUAAUUCAGUUGAUAUUCAUGUCAGAAUGUUCUUGCUGAAUUCGAACGUUUUCUUGUAAACUUGAUUGGUUUGGGCAUCAAUGCUAGCGGUAUAGAAGAAUUGCUUUUAAA